UAAAUUUAAUAAUAAUAGAUAUAUAUAUAAUAGAUAAUAAUAAAUAUAUACAUAAAUUUACGAUUCGCAAUCAACAGAUUUUGCGUUCUCAAGAAUUGAUUUUACUCAUUUCAGUUUGAAAGAAUAUUAAAUGGCGUUGUUUUUUUAUUCCAUACAAGUGUAAGGGGUAAAAUACGCACGGAAGAGAUAAUUUUAAUUCGCUAGGAAAUAUAUUUUGUACGGAAUUAUUGAUUUUUUCUUCGAUAAUUAAUCUCUAAUUUAAUCUCCGAUACCAAGAGGUAAAUGCCCUCUAUGUCUGAUAACUCCACGUGACAGAAUUAAUUGAUUUCCGUAUCUGCAGCUUUAUAAAAUUCAAGUUGAUAUUGCUUUAAAAAUGUUUCUAUCUGCAGAAAGUGAUCUAAAAAAUAUCGAUUAUCUGAAAAUCUGAGGUGAACACUCUUUUAUCCAUGGCCGUCCUCCUGCAAAAUUGUUGCCCUCCCACCUUAUUCGUUUCCUUUAUAUAGAGAUAUUUGUUAACGAUUACGCUAUAGUCUCUUACUAGUUGACAGUUCGUCCUAACACGUUUUCGUAACGAUGGAAGUAUUAUUUUUAUCUACUUUAGAGUUAUUGUUCAUCUCUUUAAUCAUCAUUACUUCGGCGAAGUUGAUUCCGAUAAUAUACCGACAGUUCACCUAUUGGAAGAAGAAUAAAGUUCCAUAUGUACUGGCAGGACCGAUAUUUGGAACUGUUUGGAGAGUCAUAUUUCGUCGUAUUACUUUCCCGGAUUAUUGUAUGUUCGUCUAUAAUUAUUACCCUGACGUAAGGUACAUCGGGGUGAUGGAUUUCGCUACGCCAACGGUGGUCAUACGAGAUCCAGAGCUGAUCAACGAAAUAGGCGUAAAGAGUUUCAAGCAUUUUCCAAAUCAUCGAAGUUUCGUAUCCGAGGAGAUGGAUCCGAUUUUCGGGAAAAAUGUAUUUUCCUUGAAAGAUGAUCAAUGGAGAGAGAUGAGGAACUCAUUGAGUCCAUUUUUCACAGGCAAUAAGAUGAGAUUCAUGUUCGAGCUGGUAUCCAAGUGUUCGAACGAUUUCGUUAGUUAUCUGUACGAACAUUCAGAAUUUCACUCGAUGGUGGAGAUGAAAGACAUCUUUACUAGAUACGGAAACGACGUAAUCGCCACAGUUGCAUUUGGAAUAAAUGUAAACUCGCUCAAGAAUCCAGACAACGAGUUCUACAAAAGAGGAAUCGAUAUUUCCUCGUUCAGUGGUACGCUUCGUUUAAUAAAAUUCAUGUUAUUUCGGUUGAACCCGCGUCUAACGAGAAUGGCAGGACUGAGGUUCCUGUCUCGAGCAACGGCCAACUUUUUCUGGAAUGUGAUUUCCGAAACGGUAACUGCAAGGAAAACGUGGAGCAUCGUUAGACCAGACAUGAUCCAUCUUUUGAUGCAGGUCAAAGAUUUGAAGCAACCCUCAUAUCGGCUGACCAUCGACGAUAUCGUAGCUCAGGCGUUCAUUUUCUUUUUAGCCGGUUUCGACACUGUUUCUACUUUGUUGUGUUACAUGGUUUACGAGUUAGCUUUGCAUCAAGAUAUUCAACAGAAGUUACGUGAAGAAGUAGAUUAUUAUUUGGAAAAAGAAAACGGGGAAAUUUCUUACGAGGCUAUGUCGAAGAUGGAAUAUAUGGAAAUGGUAAUAUCCGAGACGCUUAGAAUGCAUCCUCCAUCGUUGAUAGUCGAUAGAGUUUGCGCAAAGAAAUUCGAAUUGCCUGCAGCGGCGCCAGGUUACCAAAGUGUGACAGUGUAUCCUGAUGACAAUAUUUGGAUCCCUGUUUAUGCGCUUCACCGCGAUUCUAAAUAUUUUCCCGAUCCAGAGAAGUUCGAUCCUGAACGGUUUAGCAACGAAAAUAAAAGUACUAUUAAUCCUUAUACGUAUAUACCUUUUGGACUAGGUCCUAGGAAAUGUAUUGGCAAUCGUUUCGCUUUAAUGGAGACUAAGCUUUUGAUAAUCCGUCUGCUGGAAAAGUUUAUUAUAAAACCUAACGAAAAAACAACAAUUCCUAUUGUGUACAAGAAGAUUGAUUUUACACCGGCAUCAGAACACGGAUUUUGGCUUACUUUGGAGAAGAGGAAGAGUUAGGAUAUGGGUUUCUCUCUGUAAUCAUUUUCUUCUAUCUUUGAGAAAACAAAGUUUGAUUAACGUUCUUAUCGAAAGGUAUCUAAUCACGUUUGUAUCUUGCGACUAAUAAAAUUCAGCAAAUAAUGAAAAUUUGAUUAUAAAUAAAGUUUCCGUAUAUGUGA
Messenger RNA from Bombus impatiens (common eastern bumble bee), 2273 nucleotides. RefSeq names its product cytochrome P450 9e2-like. NCBI's taxonomy places the organism in Eukaryota, Metazoa, Arthropoda, Insecta, Hymenoptera, Apidae. Gene Ontology annotation, molecular function: iron ion binding; monooxygenase activity; heme binding. The coding region runs from base 574 to 2112 and encodes 512 amino acids. The transcript has 2 exons. The record is from RefSeq and is a predicted model, not a curated record.